This is a messenger RNA of Seminavis robusta, 1767 nucleotides long. Lineage: Eukaryota; Bacillariophyta; Bacillariophyceae; Naviculales; Naviculaceae. The record is from the annotation of a GenBank genome assembly.
AUGCCAGGUGUAGCGAAACUGUUGGUCCCAGGGACUUUGUUGUUUGUGUUUUUCCAGACGUUUUCCGUGUCGAGCAAUCAAUUGACGUCCUUUCUGCCCGAUCGAACACUGCAAGGCGACAAGAAUAACAAAGCACAAUCAGCACAACCAGUACAACAACCAGCUAUACCACGCUACUUGGAAGUGAAGCAGCAACAAUCGAAAAAGUCACAACAACAAUCUAAACAAGAAGAUAAACAAGAAGAAGAACUACCAAAACAACAACCAAAAGAAGAACUACCAGAAGCACCCAAACCCGCUCCUACCAUUGACACGACAUCGUGGGGUGUCUGCACAUCGACUUGCAAAGAGUUGUUUGCCAUUGACCUCGGAUUUGAUCAAGACACGGCAUUGGAUACCAAUUCCAAAGAAGACUUUUUGGGACCUUGGAAAUCCUGUCGCUGCGGUCGCUUCUUUUGUACCAAACCGGACGAUCUCCCGGAAGGCGAUCAACGCGACCUCGCCAAGAAACAAAAGAAUCCAUUCGACUUGAAGACAUGUGUCUGGAACCACCACGCCAUUACGUUACUCGUCGAUUUGGUCUCGGCGAGUCAGACGAUGUGUACGGCCCCGGAAGUACAGAAAUACUUUCUCAGUGAAGAAUGGGAACGCUACAAUUUUGGCGACAUGUUCUUUGGACGCGGCGUUUGGGCCGGCGAGAAUUAUCACAAACAACCCAAAAAGUCUGGCAGUCUCAUGGAAGCUCAUUACGAAGCCAACAUGGAGCAUAUUAAGAAAACGGGAAAGAAAAAGGGCAAGAAAAAGUAUCAAGUCUUAUAUGGCGUCAUGAAACAAACCGUCGAAGCCAUGGCCGACGACAAUUUGCGAUUCGAUCUCAAUAUCGAUCUGCCGCCGCCCAAAACGCUGGUCGUCCAUUUGCGAUUGGGAGAUGUCAUUGAUUCCGCCGUCGAAAACGUCCAGGAAUUACUCGAGGAACAACAAUACUACUUUCGACGCAAGGAUAACAAACAGGGAUCUUGCUGUGAUGAUCCCUGGGUCAAACCCAAACAUUUGCCGUACCGUCAAGCAUGGAAUGCCUACGUCAAACCACUCUCCUACUUUACCCAACAAAUUCAACAACUGGCACAAGACAACAACAAGAACAACAACAACAACCAUGAGUUUACACACAUUGUCAUUAUGGGAGCCGCCCACAAGGGACAAGAUUUGCCCGCGGAUUUUCAAACGGCCGAUCGCAGUUGUCUCUACACGAAUGCCCUCCAUCAUUACUUUCAAAAGGCAUUCCCCAAAGCAACCGUCACACAACGAUUGGGACAACCGCCCGACAGUGAUGUCCUGUACGCGAGUUUAUCGGAUGGAUUCAUUCAAUCGGGGGGUGGCUAUUCGCAACUGCUCGCGAGUUUUCAGCAAAUGAUGAAACCCGUUGCCACAUCGCAAGAAUUUCAACAGACCCGUGCCAAAUUCAAGAAACGACAGCAUGCCAUUCAAAGCAGUCUGCAAGGACAACGAUUUUCCUUUUCCAAACUAUCCGCCAAAGAUACCGCUCUCCCGUGGGUUGUCAAGAAAGACAACUCCAAGAAAUCCUCCAAACAGGAGGAGGCAACCACCACAACUACAGAUGCCCCACAACAACAAAGAAAUCGACGCACCAAGCGAAUCGUUCAAAACAAACCACCCAAAAAGGUGCGUCCCGUACAGAAUACGGGGCCGCUGGUUGCAUCGUCGGUCCGGGCCAAUGGCAUUGGCAGCAAACCGCAAGCCAAGUGA